GUUGAAGUCCAGCGCCUCAGGAAGGCGGCGAAGCAUGGACGAUGCCCGUUCUUUUCCCUCAUGGAGCUCAGGGAUUUGGGCACCUUCCCGUUACCGCCGGCUUGGCGGGCGAAGCUAACGGCCGCCGGUUUCCAGACGGCCCAAGAGAUGCUGGAAGUCGGGCCUUGCCAGCUGAGCAAAGAGAUCGACAUUUCUAAAGAGGAUGCUCUAGAAAUUUUAAAGGUGAUCAAACAGGAAAUGCAAAAUGAUGGAGCGAAGCCUUCUGAGGAAGCAAAAAGUGCUAAGAAGAGCACAGCCCUGGAACUGUUGGAGAAAGAGCAGACUCAAGGGUUCAUCAUCACCUUUUGCUCUGCACUGGAUGACAUCCUUGGUGGGGGGGUGCAGCUCACCAAAAUUACAGAGAUCUGCGGAGUGCCAGGUGUCGGGAAAACACAACUGUGCAUGCAGCUAGUGGUGGAUGUGCAAAUUCCAGAAUGCUUUGGUGGCCUUGCUGCAGAAGCUAUAUUCAUAGAUACCGAGGGGAGCUUUAUGGUUGAUCGAGUUGUGGAUAUAGCAGAAGCCUGCAUUCAUCACUGUCAGCUUAUUGCUGAAGUGCACCCAGAAGAAGAUCAUCAAAUAGCCUUGGAGACUUUCUCUCUUGAAAAUAUUCUUUCACAUAUUUAUUACUUCCGUUGCCAUGACUAUAUGGAGCUGCUGGCACAGGUUUACCUCCUCCCAGAUUUUCUCUCUGGACACCCAAAGGUACAACUGAUUGUGAUUGAUGGAAUUGCGUUUCCUUUCCGCCAUGACUUCGAAGACCUCUCGCUGCGAACGAGACUUUUGAAUGGCCUGGCCCAACAGUUGAUAUGCAUGGCAAAUGACCAUACGUUAUCUGUAGUGUUGACCAAUCAGAUGACCACACGCUUUGAACAAAAUCAUUCCUCUUUGGUACCUGCCUUAGGGGAAAGCUGGGGUCAUGCAGCUACCAUACGUUUAAUUUUGCACUGGAAUAAAAAGCAGAGGUUGGCGACGUUGUACAAGUCUCCGAGUCAGAAGGAGUCAACCGUACCCUUUUGCAUUACGCCCAGAAUUGUGCUGGCAGCUGCUGCACACUGCUGGCUCAUAUCUAAAUGGUUGUCCACUAAGACUCCAAGAUCCCUCUUACAGUUACUACUAUUGAGCAAGUCUCAGGGAUUCAGAGAUGUUCCGCAUUCAGAUUCAAACCUGAGCCCAGCAGAAAACGAAGCAAAUCCUCGUAAAAGGCCACGAACAGACCAGGUAGAAGAACAGUGAAUCAGAAAAAUACAUUUCGACUUUGCUUCCUUUGUAAAAUGAUAGUACUACAAGAUGGAUAUCAAGGUACCUCAGAGAGUAACAUGAAUAAAAAGUGUGAAUUUCAAAGAAU
This is a messenger RNA of Ahaetulla prasina, 1384 nucleotides long. It is a transcript of the gene RAD51C, whose product is annotated as RAD51 paralog C. The transcript is spliced from 10 exons. Gene Ontology annotation, cellular component: Rad51C-XRCC3 complex; replication fork; Rad51B-Rad51C-Rad51D-XRCC2 complex. Gene Ontology annotation, molecular function: ATP-dependent DNA damage sensor activity; four-way junction DNA binding; crossover junction DNA endonuclease activity. Gene Ontology annotation, biological process: DNA repair; reciprocal meiotic recombination; meiotic DNA recombinase assembly. The coding region runs from base 61 to 1272 and encodes 403 amino acids. The record is from RefSeq and is a predicted model, not a curated record. Lineage: Eukaryota; Metazoa; Chordata; Lepidosauria; Squamata; Colubridae.